AUGUGUGGUAAGUUAUGCAAAGGGCCUUCCUCUGGCUUUAAGAUUAAUAGGCGCCAAUUUGGCACAUUAAACUUCAGGGAAUGGAGGUCUAUAUUAGAACUAUAUGAGAGGAUCCCGGAAAGAACACUUCUAGACAUACUAAAGAUAAGCUAUGGUUGCUUACAAGAUGGUGCUAAGGGUUUUUUUCUAGAUAUUGCUCGUUUCUUUAAAGAGGAGGAUUUGGAAUCUGUUGAAGAAAAAUUAGCAGCUUACGAUUUUGGUGCAAGCUUUUAUGUUGAAGUUCUUGUUGACAAGUCUCUGAUAACUGUUGCUGAUAAUGGUAACUGGGGCUUGCAUAAUCUAAGACAACAAAUGGGUAGAGAGAUUGUUAGGCAGGGGCCACCAUCAAAUCCUUGUAAACGCAGUAGAUUAUGGCAUUAUGAAGAUGUACCUAAAGUAUUGCGUGAAAAUCUCGGAAGUAGUAAUAAUGAAGGAAUAAUGCUUGAUCCAUCUCAACAAGAAGAAGUGGAGUGGAGUAGUAUGGCCUUUGAGACGAUGAGUACUCUGAGGAUUCUUUGUCUCAUCAGAGUUCACGAUUCAGUGGGACCUUUGUCUAAGCUUGUUGAAUUAGAUCUUAGGGAAUGCAGCAGUCUUACAAGCUUUUCACGUGAAAUCAAGAUGGCUUCUCUUCGAAAGCUUCAUCCCAGUUAUUGCAGGAGUCUUGAUUACUUCCCAUGUAUAGUGGGAAAGAUGAAUGCACUGAGGGCAAUUUAUGCUGAAGGCACUGCUAUUAAAGAGCUCCCACUUUCCAUUGGAAAUCUUCCAAGACUUGAAUCUUUAGCUAUAAGCUCCCACAAAAGUAUUAGGGAGCUUCCAAGCGGCUUAUUCACAUUGCAAAACCUUGGUUGGUUUAACCUAAGUGGGAGUGAUUUUGUUUCCCUUCCUGAGUGCAUCAAAGAGUGUGCUAAUCUGCAGACACUAGUACUGUAUAACUGCAAGAGGCUUAGAGACAUACCAGAGUUGCCAUGGAAAUUGGCAAAUAUAGAGGCAGAGGAUUGCACAUCAUUAACUACAGAGUCAUUAGGCCAUCUAUGGGAUGAAAAUGAGAAUUCUCCUUUUAUUCUUUUAUAUGUUGUUUUCAAAUCUGAAAAUACCUUUGGCCUUGUUGUUCUGGUACAUCAGGCGAGAAAGGAGUUUUCUCACUUGAACAUCACUAUGCCAUUAACAACAUUUCCUGAUUGGUUCAACGAAUGCUGUAAAGGAGGGACACUGUCUUUUGAGGCUCGUGGGAAUUUCCCUCAUGCUGCCUUUGCAUUUGAGUUGGGGAAAGCAAACACCAGUUCAAAGCACUUGCUCCAUGUUUCUGUGAGCGUCAAUGAAGAGUGGGAGAGGCUUGAUAGUUUUCUGGAACUGGAUUGGAAUGAUGUGGAAAUAGAAGUCCUAUCUCUAAUCCCCCGCAAGAGAAAAAAAGUGAUAAAGUUAACACCAGAAAUGCCUGUAGUGAGCUGUGGAGUUUAUGCGUACAAACAACAAACAAACAUGGAGAACGUCCGGUUCAGUUCUACUAUGCCUUCCUUGAAUGCUCCAAGGACUUCACUGAAGCAAAGAGCGGUUACUUCUCCUCCUAAUGAACCACCCAAGAAGUCAUUGGGAAUGUUCAAGGUUGCUGAUUACUCAAUAACAAAGAAGGGGAUAAGGUGA
Molecule: messenger RNA, 1680 nt
Organism: Neltuma alba
Lineage: Eukaryota; Viridiplantae; Streptophyta; Magnoliopsida; Fabales; Fabaceae
Product: disease resistance protein RML1A-like
Exons: 6
Coding region: 1-1680 (559 amino acids)
Biological process (GO): defense response
Source: RefSeq, a predicted model, not a curated record